Patiria miniata (bat star) is the source of this 3229-nucleotide messenger RNA. Its product is annotated as dehydrogenase/reductase SDR family member on chromosome X-like. NCBI's taxonomy places the organism in Eukaryota, Metazoa, Echinodermata, Asteroidea, Valvatida, Asterinidae. Bases 221 to 1534 code for a protein of 437 amino acids. The transcript has 9 exons. The record is from RefSeq and is a predicted model, not a curated record.
UUGUUGGCUACGGUUCAGGUGAACUUUGUAUUGCAUGCAGCGAGUCUGGAAAUAGAGCGCCACGCCGCAAUUGCUAGUGCACCUGUGCACGUCCAUUUUUUAGUGACUUCCUCGGGCCAAGUGACCUGCGUGAGUGCAGUCAUAAUUCCCAGCCUCAAGUCCUCAACCACGCCCAUAUCUGGAUGGUGUUCAUGGUUUAGGUUGCACUGAAAGGUUGAAGAUGGGGAAUAAAAUAGAACAUCCGUCUGUGGAGCUUCCCCCGGAGAAGCUGGUGAUGGUCACAGGUGGAAACACUGGGAUUGGAUAUGAAACAGCAAAGUCCAUAGCUGAGAUGGGAGCAAGAGUGUGCAUCACGUGUCGCUCAGAGGACAAAGCUAAAGCGGCUAUAGAACGGAUGCAGGAAGAACAUAAGAACCAAAUGCAGAAGAGAAGUCAUGCAGAGAAUGCUGCUGCCCAGGCGUCAUCUCAACCCACCAGUGAAGAGAUCAAGCCACUGAAUGUGGAGUACAUCAAAGUGGAUCUCGCCUCGUUGCAAUCCACCAUGGACUUCAUUCAGGAGACCAAGGAGAGGAUGCAGUACCUUAAUGUCUUGGUCUGCAAUGCUGGAAUUGGCUUUGCCAAACAAGCAUAUACAGAGGAUAAUUACGAGUCUCACUUCCAAGUCAACUACCUGUCACAUCUCCUCAUUGUGCUGCAUCUCAUGCCGCUGCUGCAGACUGGUGCUCCCGACUCCCGCAUCGUUCUCCUGUCAUCAGCGGCGCAUAAAGGUGGGAAACUGGACCUGGACAACAUGCAGGGCCGCAAGUCCUACAGUCGGAUAGGAGCCUACGGAUCCUCCAAGGCCUACAUGAUCAUGGCAGCACACUUUCUGUCUCGAAGACUGGAGGAGACUGGAGUGAGCACUUUCUCUGUCGACCCUGGAAUUGUGGACACGGAUAUUGUGAAUAACUACAGUGACUGGAAACUGUUGAGCUUUUUUGGAGGGGCUUCGAAAAAAAUGGGUAUGAUGCGUACUCCGAAAAAGGGGGCUGCAACAAGUGUUGUGGCCUGUGUUGAUCCAAGCCUCCGUGGGAAAACUGCAGUGUUCAUGAAGAGUUGUCGACCUGCUAACCCUGCUAACUUCUGUCGGGAUGGCAAAAAACAGGAGGACCUUUGGGGUUACAGUCUUGGAUGUCUCAACCAGUUCAUCUCUGAUGAUGUGCUCAAAGAAGCCUUCCCAUCAGCGAGGCCUGAACUGCUGACCAUUCCCAAGGACACAAGGACAGUCGAAGAGAAGAUUGCUGAUGAUUCAGGGAAAAAAGAAGGGAGUUCAGGUGACAAAGAGAUGGGAGACAAAUCCAAAGGAGGAGAGGCAUCUUUGGAGAGGAAGCAGGAUGAGGAGCAACCAGAGAUAGAGUCUUCAUCUGGAGCUACAGAGGUACCCUCUGAAAAAGUCAAGGCAUCGCAGGAACCAUAUGGGGCUAAUUUAGAAGAAAAGAUACCUGAAGACACACUCAAAGAUGAAGACAACGAACCCAAGGCAUCCUCCAAAUAGGAGCAGACAGAAGAGCAGCCGAAAAGAGAAUUACCAUCUUCCGCUGCAGAAUUACCCACUGAAAGGGUUAAGGCAGAGGAAAAGCCCAGCGGGCAGGUUUCAGAGGAAAGGGGCGUGACAGAUGAUGCAGAAAAUAAGUAAUUAGCAGCUGAGAACUGCAGCAUCUUCAGAUAAUAAGCAGGAGUAAAACAACCAGAGAGGGAACCUUUAGCUCAGGUAGCUUCUGAAAUUGACCAGACAUUAGGAGAAUCAAAUAUCAGGGGAGAGGUGCAGAACGCCAGUAUGCGGAUAGUGUGCCGGACAAAAAUGAACACUUUAUAUGAAAAAUGAAAUUGGCGAAACACAACAAUGAUGAUUCCACGCAGUAUAUGGAUAUUGUGCGAGACAAAAAUGCUCAUUAAUGCGUUUUCAUAUGUCGAACACACACACACGUCGAGUGCACACAUUUUCUAUGAGAUUCAUAGACGAAACACACAGACUUUGUAUAUAAUAACCAGCCUUAUUUAACACUCAUACAUGUAAUUCCACACGAAGUAUAUAGAUAGUAUGCGGGACAAAAAUGCUCAUUUACGCGUUUUCAUAUGUCGACUACACACACUUCGCAUGCUGUACAUUGUCUAUGGGAUUGGUGCGACAAACAUACUUUGUAUAUAACCAGCCUUACGGGGACCGUUUGUAAACGAACAUAAUUCCACACGCAGUAUGUGAAUAGUGUGCGGGACAAAAAUGGUCAUUUAUGCGUUUUCGUAUGUCGAAUACACACACUUCGCAUGCUGUACAUUUCUUUACAAUUGGCGGAAUAUACACACUUUGUAUAUAACCAGCCUUAUGGGGACCGUUUGUAGCAAUCCUAAUACCACACGCAGUAUUUGAAUAGUGUGCGGGACAAAAAUGGUCAUUUAUGCGUUUUCAUAUGUCGAAUACACACACUUCGCAUGCUGUACAUUGUCAAUGACAUUGGGGGAACACACACACUUUGUAUAUAACCUGCCUUAUGGGGACCGUUUGUAACAAUCAUAAUUCCACACGCAGUAUACGAAUAGUGUGUGGGACAAAAAUGGUCAUUUAUGCGUUUUCAUAUUUUGUCAACUACAGACACACUACACAAGUUGUAUACCAGCCUUAUGGAGACCGUUUGUAACAAUUAUAAUUCCACGCGCAGUAUAUUUAGUGCAUGUGUGUACGCAUACUUGUUAGUUCACAAGUCUCAAGAUUACUUUAGACGACUUGACAGGUAAGACGUUAUUGAUAUUGUCUAAAUAAUUGUCCGUAUUCUUAAGCCCCUUUAGGUUCUUGUUAUUUAGCCUAAUGCCUUAACUCAUAUGAUUUUGAUCAAUGACAUUUUUAUCUAUUAGUUAACUUAACUCCGACCAUUAAACAGUUUGAUUCAUUGAUGAUUUUAGUCUAGUCAUAUAUGUCUUGUAUUUUCAGAUUGGACUUUCAUCACUAGUUCAAUGUAUAUUUUGGCAAUUAUGUUUUGGAUACAUGCAGUCCUGAUCCUAUCCUGAAUUGCUUCAUUUUGAUAAUAUUUUUUUUUUAUGUACUUUGGUGGAUUGGAAUUUUCUAUUGGAUUUUUAUGUGGGAAUUAUUAUCUUAAUUAUGUCUUCAUGAUUUUCUUCCUAGGAUGCAGUAACGCCAUUAAAGGAACAACAAUGCCUACGCACAGUAUGUUAGCAACAUGUCCUUGUCAUGUCG